AAUUUGAUUCAGAAGUGCAGGAUCCUGAAAGACAAAAAGCAAACGGAGGGGGAGGGAAGAAAGGCAGAGAAAAACGGAGAGUUUUUUUUUUUUUUUUUAACUGCGAGAAGAUUUAACUCACCAAAUACUCUGCAACCUCCGACUAAAGCUGUGUGACUAUGAGCACCUCGGGGCUUCAGGCCACUAAGGGGCAGAAUGUGAAGGAGCUCGACAGCAUGAAGGAGUCCAUCAGCGACAUCAUCAACCAGCUCCAGGACAUUGACCCGACCAGGCUCUCCUUUUCCCCCUUCCUGGACCUGGACACUCAGAUCUCCUUGGCGCCGGUGUCAGACAGUCCCGAGUCCUCGGUGGAGGAGCUGCACUCAUCCUCCCACUCUGUCUCCGGCUCCCAGCGCUCCCUUGAACCACCACCAGCAACCAAUCAACCAAGGGGCUCUGCUCCCUGCCAUCAGCAGCCCGGCCACGACCUCCCAGAUGAGCCACAAGCAGAUCAGACAGAGGAGGGAGAGCUCGAUCAAACUCUUUCCAGUCCAAUCAUCACAGCGCACAAUUUGGAUGCCGCCACGGAAAACUGCAUCAGCUUUCCAACUCCAGCCUCUCAGGGAGACAUGUCUAACGGCACAGACACACCAAGACGGAGUCCAGAAUCCACCAAUCUGGACUGCACUGUGGACGAGGGUCGACCUCUGAUAGGCCCGCUGCCAGAGAGCGUGGAGCUGACUGUGUGGAGCUCAGUGGGGCGGGGAGAGACUUGCGAGGCCGCAGAGGAGGCUUCAGAUCGGGGACGAUGCUGCUGUCCUUGCUGCCAGUGUAAAUGCUGUCAGAGCAGCCGGGUUCCUGCUUUCUUCUCAGUCCUGGCUUCACUUCUGUGUGCAGCUGGGAUCCUCUAUGCACUCUAUUUCUAUGUCCCCAUUAAACCCCCCGACUGCCCCAACAUAGCCAGCCGCAUUGUUUUCACCUUCUGCUGCUCCUUGGUGGCAGCCGUCCCCAUCUUGCUUGCGAUGCUCAUGGGUGCAGCCUGCCAGUUCUGCACAGGCUCCUUCAGUCUGCAGGACUCGUCUCCCAGAAGUCAGGCGCUGCAGCAGCUGUUUGUCACGGCGUCCUUGGAACAGUUACUCCUCUACGUCCUCAAUCUUGUUGUCAUGGCCGCUUUACUGCCUCAAGAUCAGCUGAAGUUGGUGCCCAUAAUGGUUGCGAUGUUCAUCUUUGGAAGGCUUUUUUACUGGAUCAGCCUGAACACAUGCAGCUCCUGGAGAGGCUUUGGCUCCGGCCUGACUGUCUUUCCGCUUCUCGCCAUGGUGGCUCUCAAUCUGUUCCUCAUGUACACCCUGAAUCUCAAAGAGCCACUUUUUGGCUCUCAGGACUUCCUCUAUAAUCAGGUCACCCCCUCUUCCUGGUCAGGGGAGACAUCACAGAAGCCGAGUGGCAAACCAGACAUCCUACCCACAGACAUCCUGGGCGCUCAAUGAGGAGGCGAGCUGCGCUUUCUUCUUUCAGAGGAGGAGAUCUUUUCCCAAAAUAGACCAUUCCUGUGGUCUGCAAUUUAGCACAGCAACACACGCUGCCACUAUAACCUCCAAGUCUGUGAUGGCUUAACUUGUAUUUUUUCUCCUCCUAUACAGGACUUUAAAAAAAAUAGUGGAUUCAUGCAUAUUAUCUGAAAUGAAAAAGAUCUUUGCCUCCUAGUAACAGGGGAAGCCUUUGAACAAUGCUUUAGUCUUGAAACAUUUGUCCUUUUACGCUAUUCCAGUGCUAAUCUGAGUACAUAAAAGCUCUGCUAAAUGCAGUAUAUGGCGGAAUUUGGUUUGACCUAGAAAACCACAAGCAAAGCAACUGCACUUGUCAGACUUUAUUAUUAUGUUAACUUGUCCAAAAAGUUUGUACAUGAUGAAGACAGAAUAAAAGCCAUUUGUAAAAA
Molecule: messenger RNA, 1918 nt
Organism: Etheostoma cragini (Arkansas darter)
Lineage: Eukaryota; Metazoa; Chordata; Actinopteri; Perciformes; Percidae
Exons: 5
Coding region: 159-1469 (436 amino acids)
Biological process (GO): regulated exocytosis
Cellular component (GO): trans-Golgi network membrane; lysosomal membrane
Source: RefSeq, a predicted model, not a curated record